AUGAGCUACAGCGGGAACCUGCCAGAUUGGCAUCAGUAUAACCCACCACAACAUGGACGUACAGGAUCGUCCGGGUCACAAAAUGCUAAUUCAAGUCAUAUAUACCACUCAAAUAUUAACCCAUCGGCACUCGACUCUUUAAAUUUAACGACAAACGAACGUCAGAGUAAGCAUCAUCGCAAUGACGUUAAUUAUUCGCGUGGUUACGCGUCGACGGCGAUGCCUGGAGCAAAUUGUGGAACCAACUCAAAUACGAGUGUCCACAUGGGGCUUUCAGGCUGUGUGGGCCACUACGGUUCAUCACCUUCGAGAAAUCCGAUGAUAGAGGGUAUGUCGGGCUCAAUGGAUCCACGCUUGGCACCCGUGGGUCCAAUGAAUGAGCCUGAAUUAUCACAUCGGAGCAACCAAAUGCCAUUUAACCCACCAAAUCAUUCAAGUGCAUCAAAUAUAAAUAAUAUUCAUUCUAGUAUGGCUCCACAGACCUCACCAGUGGGACCAAUGUCACCAGGAGGACGUCAAGGUCCACCGUUUGGGAAUUGUAAAGGUCCGUGUUGCAAUCCCGAUGCGAGUAUUGGCUAUCCACAUUGGGAAAAAUACAGCCAUUAUCCACCGAAUGCUCCUCCUUACCGAGAUAAUAUGCGAACCGCUGGUUAUCAUGUGGAAAAUCGUCGCUAUGUACCGGAUAUGAAUCUUAGAAAGGAUUGUAUCGAGAAUAAAGAAUUACCUUCAGCACCAUUUCCUGUGGACAAUCGUCGAAAUUAUCCCGAAUACAAGUAUCGUAAAGAAUUAUCACGAAAUUAUCCUAGUUCUGGUUUAAUUCAAAAUUACAAUCCAAUUCAAGGUUAUAACUUUCCAUCGGAAUGUCAAAAAUGUCCUCACUCUGUUAAAGAUUAUUUACGACGUAGCGGCUCUAAUGCUCAAGCUAUAAAUUCACAAAAUCAAGGAAUUAUUAAAUAUCCAGAGCAGCAGCAGCAGCAGCAGCAGCAGCAGCAGCAGCAGCAGCAGCAGCAGCAGCAGCAGAGUGUUAUUGUACAGCAAAAAUACAAUAACAAACAGAUGUCAUAUCCGAAUGGUGUUAUGGGAACAAAUAAUAUGCCAACAUCAAGCGCCAGUAAUAUUCCAUCAUCACUACAAAAUUCUUACUUUAAUCCUCAGUUACCUCGGGAUAUGGUUAGAGAUUUUCCACGAGAAUUUCCCGAUCCCGGUGCCGUUGGAACUCGAUUACCAACGUCACCUUCAGCGUUACAUGGGCCUUACCAAAAGUACCAUGGUUAUCAACAAAAAUUAUCAAUGCAAAGAUUUUCAAUAGAGAGUCAUUUGCGUGCAAUGACAAGAGUUCCGGGUUACCAAUCGCAUCCUAAAUAUCAAGAAUAUUUGAUGAGAUAUCGUGAAUUAUUGAGGUUACAACAGAAUGCUGAUUACCAAGGAAUGCUGCAGGAAACUUCGAAAUUAUCAAGUCCAUCUAAUGGUCCACCUCCAAUACCACCGAUUAAUUUACAAUUUGAUCAGAACGGUGUUCUUAUUAAUACUAAUUAUAAUCCUGGACAUUUUCCGAGUAUACUUAAUACGGUAAAUCCAAUAGCCACAACAGAAAACACUGAUAAUACGGAUAAUAACCAAACGAAUAUUAUUAGAAAUCCGAUGGAACAACAGCAAAAUAGUUAUAACAAAAUAACAGAGCAAUCAUUAAAUUUAACAAGAAAUCGUGAUAAUAUUCAUCAUCAAGAAAAUUAUUUAAUGCAAAAAAAUGAUGCUACGGAUUUUGAUAAUUUAAUAGUAAAUGUUGAUGAACUUGAUAUGUCACCGCCUAUAAGAACAUCAGCUGCAAAUACUUUGGGUACAACGUCAAUGCUUUCAAUUGAUAACACAAAUUCAAAAGAAUUUACAGAUAAACCAGCACUUGAUGUACGACAAUUUUUAGCUAAUUGGGAUGAGACUGAGGACGAAGAAGCCACAGCUGCUAAUCUUUCACAAGCUGGUAUAAAUAAUAUUACGUCAGUUGUUGGAGGAAGAAGAGCCUCUGUUUCACCACCAAAACAAAUUACAUCUGAAGAUAAUCGUGAAUCACAACAAAAUAAAAUAGUUAAUAAUUCUGAUAAAAUUUCAGAACAGACAACAACAAUACUAGAUGCUAAUUUAAUUGUAAAAAAUAAUGUUGAAAAUAUAAAUGUUACCGGGUUAAAAACAAUUGAAGAAUUAACUAAUUCGGGUACUAUUGUUCAGUGUAUACAAAGUGAUUCUGAUGAUAUACCAACAAUUCAUAUUGUCGAUCAUCUACCAAAUGAAUCUGAAUUAACGACUAUUCAAACGGUUUAUAGUGAUGUAUCAUCAUUGACGAUGGAACAAAUUGCUAAGGCACCAAUUGAGAUUAUUAAUGAAACACCUGAGGGUACUGAAACAAUAACACUCUAUGAACCUGACUCGGGUGUUUGUACUAAAAUACCAGAAUGUAAUGACAACGCGGAAGUCGCUGAAGGUGUAAUUGUCGUUGAUCAAGUCGUUGCUUCUAUAAUUGAUGCAUCUGUAGAAACUGUCGAGACAGUAACUGAAACCGCUAAUGAUAAUAAUAAUAAGAAUGAAACGACGCAACUUGAUUAUGAAAAGUCAUCAUCACAAGCUGAUAGCCCAGAUAAAAAUAGUAGUGAUAAUGAUAAUAGUAAUAAUAAUAAUAAUAAUAAUAACAAUAAAAAUAACAGUAGCAGCAUCCUUAAUAGCAACAGCAAUAAUAAUAAUAAUAAUAAUAAUAAUAUCAAUAAUGAUAAUAAUGAUGAUAACAGUCAUAAAAAAGUGAUAAAUGAGUCAAGUAAAACUAAUCCGUCUCAUAAUGACAGUAAUAGUUCUAUUAAUCUUAAAAAACAACAUUCAUUCGCAAGUGACGAAUCACACAAUCCAGAUGAUAUUAGUUUACCAGAUCUACCGAUGUCUGAAUGUACGCCUAUCUCAACAACAUUAAAUACGCCUAUUCAUUCAGACAGUGAAGAAUCACCGGAACAUGUUACUGAUUUAUCAAUAAACACAAAUCCAAUAGAAGUUAUACAAAAUAGUCCAAUUAUAAGUUUUACACAUUCGCCAAUUAAAAUUGAUCCGUAUGGUAAUUUAGAGAACGGUAGAUUAAAUGAAAAACGGCCUGAAGAUUCAUUGGAUUUUGAUUUUCAUGAAGAAAAUAAUUUAAAAAAUAAAUUUGAUAACAACAAUGAUGUUAGCAGUUGUAAUAACAGUGAUAAUAAUAAUACAAACAAUACAAAAAAAGCUGUUGAAGAUUUCGAAAUUGCCAAGAGAUCAAUCAUUACAUCUACAAAUCCCGCUAUUAUUGUUUAUGUUAAUAGUGAUGAUAUACAUUCAAAAAAUACAUGUGAAAAUCAUCAUGAACAAGUCAAUGACGAUCAUCACGAAAAAGAAAAUUCAUCAGAGAAAGAUAAAGAAUUUUAUCCGUUAUCAGAUCCUCUAGUUGGAAUGACACAGUCUUCAGAUUCAAUAUCAAAAGGUAAUUUAGAAACAUCAAAUCCAAUUGGAGAUGUUUCAAAUGACAUGAUACAGCCUGGCGACUGUUCUAGUGAGUCUUUGGGAGCUAAUACUAUUCUUGGUAAUUCAGUAAGUCGUAUAUUGUCAUCUGAUGAAAUAGAUACAGGUAAAUGUCCAUCAAUUAUAAAUACUGAAGAUUUUCAACAGUCGGAUGAACUUGAUAAAUUAUGUAAUAUGUCAUUAGAUGACUCUUGUAUGAUGCCACUGAUAAGCGACGAUAAUUCAAGGUUAACUAGAGUGCCUUUGUCUUCUAUUGAGGAUCGUUCAUUAACUAAAGUAAUGACAAAUAUAUUGCCCAUUGGUGAUAUGAAUGUACUUGAAUCGUCUGAAGAUGAUAAUGAUGAUGAGCAGUUAGAUAAAGAAGAUGAUGACUGGAUAGAAGUUAAAUCUUUAGACGGUCAAGAUAAUUUAGCUGUGAAUUUAUGUACUAACGAGACUGUAAACAGUAGUAAAAAUUGUUUUGAGAACUCGCUAAGUGAUUUGCAAGCACAUCCCAAUGAGUCAGAAAACAAAACUCAUACUAAUCCUGACAAAGUUAUACAAAUUAAAAAACAUAACACACCGGGUUUUAUAACCGUUACCAGUACUAACAUCUCAGAAGAGUGUAAUUCCAAGUGUGAUAAUUAUUCGUCUAAAUUAAACAACAAAAAAUCGCGAGGUGAUGAGAAGAAACAUUAUAUACCAUCGAUAUUUGACACUUCCGGUGAGUCUCAAAGUACAGAUUUUACAGAUAAAUUUGACCAUCGUAAACCAGAAAAAAAUAAUAGAGAUCGUUUAAAGUCAUUGAGGGAAUACCGUCGAGAUAAAUCUGUUGAAAAAUUAUCAUCAGGGAAAAAUGACGUUGAUGAUUAUGAUUGCAGUCAAGAUAAUUCAUUAUCUAAUGAUUUAGCGGUAAAAACUAAAACAAUUCAAGUUCGUGGUAUUAUUAUCCAAGAUAAUGACAACAAUGACGACGGUGAGAAUACUGAAAGAAGUAAAAAAUUUAUCGGUAAUAAUAAAAAGCAACAAAUGGAUGAAACGUCAGGUAUACAAAGUGAUAAAUCAUUUGAGACAAUAUCUAAUCCAUUUAGAUCCUUAGAAACACAUACAGUUACCAAGUGCUUUCGUGGUGGGCGUAAAGAUACUGAUGUACAAAUACAUGUUGCUAAUAUUAAUGUUAGAGAAAAAAGUGAUGAUGAAGAAAGUGAAGCCAUUGACGCGAUUGAAAUAAAGAUAAAUGUGUCGCGUAGUGAUAAAAAUCGUGGUAAUAAACAAUUGAAUGAUAAAUUACUAGACAAUGUUAAUGAAAUUUGUCGUAACAAUAGUAAACGCGGCUUCUUUUCAUUUCCAGAGGGUGAGACAACAAAUUAUUCACCAAAAUCAAUUUUUAGUCAUCGCCGUCGUAGGUCAGUACCAGAUGAAAUUGAUACUAGGAAGCCAAAGUUUUUUAAUGAAAAAUUAUAUCGUCGACAUAGUGGGGGUCACAGUUUUAAAUCAUACCGUCGAAAGUCUAUCGAUGAUAAACAUUUUAUUGAUAAUAAUAAGAAAAUUCAUCAUCAUGAUACUAUUAAUUCAAUUAAUAGUAAUAAUAACAGUAGACAUUCUGAAUCAACUGUAAUCCAGGAUCGUCAAGAUUUUACUACCGAUAAUGAUGAUAAUUGCUGUAUUAAUUCAACCGAAAUUUCUCAUCAUUCACAAGAUGAUUUACAAGAAACACUUCAAAAUCAUACCAGCACUCAUAAUGAUAUUAAGAAUAAUUUGGAAAGUAUACCAGAAGAUUCCAGAGAAGACGAAAAUAGUAAACUAGUCGAAGAAUUAAAUAGUUCCAAAAUUAAAGAUACGCCAGGUAGAUUAUCGGUAGAUACAACAUUAAAUACUUGCCGUGUUGAUGAUUUGGAUAAUAUUGUUUCUAGAUCAUCGUGUGACAUAACACCCGGUCCAUCAGAUACAACUUUAAUGAAUAAUAUUUGGAAUAAAUCAAGUUUUUUAGAUGACAAUGUAUCAUCGUUUGACUUUGAUAAUUUUGACGUUGCUCCAAAUUUAAAUAGCAAUAACAGCAAUAAUAUGAUCAACAAUGUUAAUGAUAACAAUAGUCAAACGGGGUUUACACUGAUAGACAAUGAAGACGGUAUAUCAUCGAGAAUGGAUGCAGAGGUGCGUAGUAGGAGGUUGGAAGAUAGUGAAAGAUAUCGUAAUCCGUAUUCAAAUGUUAGACAAUCAAGCCCAGAUAGCUUGGGGAUUAAUCUUAAUACAGUUCCGGUUUAUACAACUAAAGACGGCAAGAUAACGUACAGUCCAAAUCCACGAUUUACUUAUCGUGCUCUACUUAUGGAAGCGAGACAGCGUGAGGGUUAUCCAAUGAUUAAAGACUUGUAUCAACCAAGAGUUCAAUCGAAAGAUUACCAAGAAAAAAGAUGGAAUAAACGUAAAUAUGAAUUAACAGAUGGAGAUAAAUAUUAUGAUGCGACUAAACGAACCAAGUCAGCGACCUGUAAAUUUGGAAGUGGAAGAUGGGGAGAUAAUAAUCAUGAUCGACAGAUAAAAAUAAAUAAUAGAUUUAAUAAUAAGUAUGGUGGUAGAUCGAGAGAUAGAGUCGAUGAUUAUGUUGAUUUUAUUGGUGAUCAAAGUACUAUUUACACAGAAAUUUCAACGCCGCUUAAUUAUUCAACAAGUGACUCUAUAUUAAAUUAUGAUUACUAUCAGCAUUCACAGUCUAUGAUCUACAGCGGCCGUAGAAAUGAAGAUUAUUAUCAAGAAGAAACAUCGAAUUUUACAAGAAAACAUGAUGUUAAUUUAGAUUGGGAUCGUGCAAUUGAGUUACCAAGUGGUUCAAUGAUGAAUUACAAUAAUUAUGAUAAUAAUGUAGUUAAUAAUGAAACUUUUCAAGAUAAUAAUAACAGAAGUGUGGACUUAAAAUUAUCAAACGGGGAAGAAUUAGAAAAAUUUCCAAAGAAUUUAACACAUGAUUGCCUUCAUGAAGAUGAUACGGAGAUUUUGAUGCCUGAUGAUAUUUCCAAAACAGAUAUUAUACCAUCAAAAGAUAUUUGCAGUGUUAGUGAAAGACGUGAAAAAACAACGAGAGAAAAAAAUAAAAUGACUCCGGAUUCUUUGGAUCCUGAAGCAUCUAACGACGAUGAUGAUGACUUUAAAGAUAUCGGGGGUAAUUCUAUAAUGAUUAUGAAACCACCAGCUAGCGUUGAUACCGAGCAGGAUUCUCAAGCAAUGCUUACUGAUAGUGGACUUGAAUCUUCUACUACUUAUACAGAAGGUAGUAAAAGUAGUAAAGAGCCAAAGAGAUGCCAAAGAUGGCCAAAAAGAUUGUUAGAUCGUGUGGAAAAAGUUGAUAAUAUUAAAGAGUCUAAGAUUGAUAAUAAUAUUUUUGAAUCAAUAGUUGAUUUGAAUGUUACCGAUAAUAUUAUUUUACCUGUUACUAAUUCUGAUAAUAAUGUUGAAAAAAUUGAUGAUUUAAGUCAAGAUAAAGCCAAAAUGUUUAUUGAAUAUGAAGAUAAAGAAAUGGAAGAAGAAAAAGAAAGUGAAAGUGUCAAUCAAGAUAUGAAAAAUGGAGAGAAAGAGAAAAAAGAAGAAAUUAUAGUUAACGAAACUAUGACUAAAACAAUACCAAAUAUUAAAAAUAUAGAAAAACUAACAAAUUUAUUUCUAUUUGAAAAUAAUGAAAAUAAAUACGACAGUACAAUGCUAAAAAGCCUUGAUUUAGCAUUUCCCAGUCGUAAAAAAGUAACUCGUAAACCAAAUGGUCAAGUUAAAAUUAAUACUGAGACUGUUGUUAAUAUUAAUGAUAAUGAAGAACCAAAUAAUAAAAAUGGUAGUAAAUUAAAUGAUUUACCAUCAUCUUCGUCUGUGUUUACAAAACAAAUUUUAAAUUUUAUGGAAUUUAAAAAAUUAAACGAGGGACCAAUAAUUAGACGCAUAUCGAGUGAUGAAGUUGAAUCACGUAAACGAGAAAAUAAUAUGAGUAUUUAUUACGAAGAUAUAAGUAGUUAUACGGGUGCAGGAACAUCUUUAUCAACAGCAACUGAUGCCAUUGGUGAUAGGAAUAUUUUUGUUAACAAAAAAUUUAAACAUCAACUAAUAAAUAAAUUGAUAAACGUACAAACAACUAUCAGAGAAGCUGAAUCGUGUGACGAUGAAUCGCAUAAUAAUACAGCUAUUUGUUUAUCAUUAAAAGAAAUUUCUGUUAGCGAUAAUCAUAAUAAUGUCGAUGAUGAAGAUGAAGUGUUUGAAAAACCAGCAGUACCACCUGUUGUUUUCGGACCUGCGAAUAAUCCAGAUUUGAUUAAAAUAAAUGAGCCUGAGCCAAGUGAAAUUUCAACAGAAUCUGAAGUUUCUAAUUAUAUUGACACGCGUAGUUCAACGCAAUUCGGAAGCGACUGUGCUGAAUCUAAACAAAACAGUGGUGAUUGUAGUAACAACGCUGGAAUUAAUUUUCUGUCUACGUCUAGUCAAGAAGCUAUUGAUGUCAUCGAUCUUAACGAAAUGAGGAAAAACUUGGUUUUAACUAUACCAAAAAAUGAUAAUUGUGAAACUGGAGAGCAGCUGCAGUUUAAUAAAUUGAAUGAUUUAUCAAAUUCUCAAAACGAAAAUGAUGAUGACGUCGAAAUUGAUGUUGAUGGAAUUAAUGAUAGUGAAGUUGGUGUUGAUGUCGAUGUAGAUGAUAAAACAGAAAGUGGCAGUAAUAAAACUAAUAAAUGUGAUAUUAAUGAUAAAUUAUUGGCAUUUUCUGGUAAAAUAUCUAGUGAAAGUGAAGAUGAUUCAAAUGCUCAAGAUGCAUCACCGCUGCAAAAUGAUAAAUUUGAAAAUUUGAACAUCAUAACUAAUGGGAAUGAAAAGGAUAAAGAAAAAAUAUUGAGUUUUACUGGACGGAUACAGAGUCCAGAAAAUCGUGUUGAAGUACAUCAAAAUUCACCGGUAUUUAGAUCAGAUAAUAAAUUAGAAGAUAAUAAUUUGAAGGUUUUAAAUUUUUCUGGACGUAUACCUAGUCCUAAAUAUCAUUUUGAUACAUUUUCAAUAAAAAAUUCUACUGAACCAAUGGAAAGUUUGAAUACAUCUUCACACUUCAAUGAAAGUACUGAUAAAAAUUUUACAUUUUUGGGAAAAAUAACUAGUGAUAUACAUGGUAAGGUGGUAGAUAGUAAUAAUAAACCAUCAAAAACAGUAAUUGUGUCAGAUAAAAUACCAAAAUUUAUCAUUAAGAAGACUGAUUGUUCGUCAAAAUCAUCAUCGACGAUAUCACAAGUAGUACCACCGUCUGAUGUAUCAUCACUAAAAAGUAUCGACACUAAAGCGUCAUCGAGUCAUAAAAUUUCUUUACAUCCUAAAAUACCAAAGAUGAUAAUACGAAAUUUAAAGUCACGUCCUGGUACUCCGACAGUAGAAGAAAAUGCUGUUGAGUUGUCAUUUCCAAAAGCUCAUGAAGAUCAAAAAAUAUUCGAAGUUAAAAUAAAAUUGGAUGAUAAAAAACAGCAUGAAUCGCGUAAUAAGGAAUCAGUUAAAAAAUCUAUUGGCAUUAUUGAGUGCAAAGUACCUAAAAUGAAAAUAAAACUCGAUGACUGUCAACCAAAAAUGAUUUUUGAAAAUGCGAGUAUGGAAUUAUAUGACAAUGAUUCAGAAUCUCCUAAGAAUGUACCGAAGGUUAAAAUUCGUAAGAUUAAAACAUCAACUUCACAGAACGAAACAUCAUCAUCUAUUAAAGUUACAACUAAGAAGAAUGACCAUUCAGAAAAGUCGGACAGAUCUGAAAAAUUAGAACGAACUAGUAGCAGUAGUAGAAUUGAUAAAUCUAGUGACAAACAUAGAACUGGUGAAUCAAAUCGUGAUAGAGAUAAUGAUGAUAAACAUGAAAAAAUUCCAAAAUUAAAAAUCAAAAAGCCAGAAUCACGUCAUUCUCAGUCAUCCCAUGAUUUAAAAAAGAAGCGAUCCAAAAGCCCGACAGAUAAUUCUAGCUCAUCCCAGAAAAAUUAUCAGAAAAAAUCAUCAAGUCGACAUCGAAGCGAGACGAGACAGUCAAGUGAACGUUCACCAUCCGCAGACAAAGAGGGGAAUACAAAUUCUCAUGCAAGUAUGUCAGAGAAAAUACCGAAAGUGAUAAUAAAACGUGCGUCAUCCAGUGCAGAAUUUAAAUGUGAGUUGAGUAAAGACGGUGGUGAUGCCAUUAAAUUAGAUUCUAAAUGGCAACCAGAAGUUAAACUUGAGCGUUUCAAAGUGUUGGACACAAUGGCUAAAGAAUCAACUCGUGUUAAAAUUCCAAUUAAUAUGCUUCAAGUAUUAACAAUGCGUGACAUAUCACAUGUAUCAACGUGUUCUAAAAGAGAUCGUUGGACGCGUACAUCCUCUGAUCCAAGUGAUAGGACUCAUUUUCGUUCAGAUCGAUCAAUAAGCAAAGGUAAACGCAGACAUUCUGAUUCUGGGCGAUCAGGGAAAGGAUCUUCAAGUUCUAGUUACCAUAGCAGUGAGAAGAAAUUCAAUGACAGGAGAAAUUCAACUAGAAGUUUGAAUGAUGACUCGGAUACCGAAGUAUUUCCGAGAAUAAUCAGACGUGAUGCUCCAAAACGUUUGAAUGACGAGUCGAGUCAAGAUGAAAGUCUCGAUACUGUAUCCACUGCGUUCACUGAUUCAUUUAAAAACCAGCAACUACAUCAGCAGACUCAACAUGAGAAAGCUCCUGUAAUUGAAUUAAUACCAACACCAACGAUAGCUAUAACAACUUCAACAACAAGUGAAGAAACUAAAAGUAAACGAAGAAUAGCUAAUGGUGAUAUGGCACAAUUAUAUUCAGAGGAUGCAAUACCAACGCAAUUUGAACUUGAAUUGGAGAUUGUUGAUAAUAGUUCUGAAUCAUUAGAAGUUCCUGUACCAGAUAUAAAAAAUUCAUUUUUAACAGAUAAUUAUUGUUCACCGAAUUAUGCUGAAUCUGAUAGUGCUGCUGUUGUUAAUGAUAAUUAUUUAAACACACUAAAUAAUCAAAGUAAUAAUAUUGUUAACAAUGUAGAUGAUGGUGGAUGUUGUUCAAAGAUAGUGGCAAUUGAUUAUCAACGUAAAUGUGAUGCAUCAAGUGAAACAAAUAUUUGCUAUUCAGAUUCAUUGGUUAAAGAAGUUUUAGCGGCUAAAGAAACUCUUAAACGGUGUCUCGCCAAAACUAAAAGUGAAAAUAAAAAUAGUGGUAGUAGUAGUAAUUAUAAUAAUUAUAAUAAUAAUAAUAAUAAUAAUAAUAGUAGUAUUGAUAAUAAUAAUUGUGGUAAUAGUAAGUCUAAUUUAUUAUUAUUAAGACCAAAGACUGCUGCAGAAAAGAAACAAGGAACUGGAUUGGAUGUAUUAAAAAGAUCGAGCAAGAAAGAUGAAGUUAAAGUUGAUAAAAAUCGUGUCUUCCAAGAGAGUACAGUUUCGUGUGAUGUUUCACGUAAGGAUUCAUCAAAGUCACAUCACGGAGAAGUUAGAAAACGAGAAGGAACUGAUAGAAAGCAUGAAAGAAGUGACAAGAAACGUGAAGAAAGAUCUGAUAGAAAGCACUCUAAGUCCAAGAGAACUAGUAGCUCUGAUAGACGGGAAAAGCGCUCGAAAAUAGAGUCCGAGUGUAGUAGCAGUAGUAGUAAAAAACACGAUGAAAAACCUGUCAGCGUAACAGUAGCACGUGACAGCGCUCUUUUGCAUCAGCAGCAGCAAGAGCUUAAAACAACAAAGACGACAACUGUGGUUACGGCUAAUAGAACAGAGACAAUGCCUAUUUUAGAACCGGCUGAUCAACUUAAUUUUGAUCUUAAUGAACGAGAUACUUCGAGGUCUCCGCCGGAAAUUACUAAGCAAGACAGCACGGAAUUGAAUUCAGAUAGUCCUAAAAAAGUUGAUGAGAAAGCAAGUGAAAAGGAUGAUUCUGUUAUACAUCAAGAUUCCGAAGCUGUUACAUUUGCUGAUAUCGUUGCGCAAAUGGCUUAUCAUGAAAAGGCUACAAUUAAGCACAAACGCUACUGUAUAUUGUGUGAGAGAUGGUUCCCAACAACAGAGAGACAUAGGCGGCAUUUAACUGGCUAUCAACAUCGGCAUACUGAACUUACGCAACGCAGAACCGUCCAUGCCUUAUUCAUGCUAUUUACUGGUAAACCAUGUCCUCGAUUAUUGCCUGCAAGUAUCGUUAGGACAGAUUGUGUACCUGGUGAACCAACUCCACUCCAAAUAGCUGUUCAAGAUGUAGCGAUAGGCUUGGAAAAAAGCACCAGUAAUAAAAGCAAAAACAUUAAUGAAGAAGACAAGUCGUGA
Molecule: messenger RNA, 11769 nt
Organism: Cotesia congregata
Lineage: Eukaryota; Metazoa; Arthropoda; Insecta; Hymenoptera; Braconidae
Source: the annotation of a GenBank genome assembly